CCCUUCAACUCCCCCUCACUUACUAUGGCGGCUGGACUGAGCGGGAUGUUUGGGAAUCAGGGCCCGGUCCCUCCCCCGCCACCUCCCCCGCCACCUCCUCCGGUGGCCCCCGGCGGCCCCGGCCCCGCGGGGCUCCUCCCGCCGAAUCUCUCGGGUCCGCGAAACCCCAUCGGUACCCUCGUGGAUGAUCUGGAAGCGUCUUUCGAGGCUUGCUUUGCUUCUCUUGUAAGCCAAGAUUAUGUAAAUGGUACAGAUCAAGAAGAAAUUAGAACUGGUGUUGAUCAAUGUAUCCAGAAAUUUUUAGACGUUGCACGACAAACAGAAUGCUUUUUCCUACAGAAAAGGCUACAAUUAUCUGUCCAGAAACCAGACCAAGUAAUUAAGGAGGAUGUUUCAGAGCUCAGAAAUGAAUUGCAGCGGAAAGAAACACUAAUUCAGAAGCACUUGGGAAAACUUCGUCACUGGCAACAAGUUCUAGAAGAUAUUAAUAUCCAGCAGAAAAAACCUGCUGAAAUGCCUCAAGGACCUCUAGCGUAUCUAGAACAGGCUUCAGCCAAUAUUCCUGCACCCCUGAAGCAAACAUGAGAAGAAACUUCAUAAUUUUGUACCUUUUCUAUUGAAAAAUAUGUGGUUUUUGAAAAAAUGGACGGCAAGGAGCCUAACAUAAAUGGGGAGACUACAGCUGUCAUUACGUGGAUCAGAAUGUAUGGUUUUUAAAUCCAUCCAUCACCUGCAAACUGAACAUUUUCUCCCCGUCUUUGGGGAUGUUACAUUUUCUUUUAAGGAGCAAGAACUGUCUAUUGCAUGAUCUUCCUCAUGACGCCUGAACCUUUACAAGUGUGCUCUUGUGCUCAAGAGGGAGAGAGAUAUAACUAUGGCAUAAAAUACUGGCUGGAAUGCAGAAAGGGUUAUUUUGAGUCUGUCUGCAGUCAGCUUUUUAAUACUUCCCUUUUGAAACAUAGUUUCUGUCAUACAGAGAUUUCAGAUCAGGCAGGAAAUAAGCAAAGGCUUGAUGCGCCAUGAAAAUUAAAUGUGUGUAAAACCACCUUUCAUCUCUCUCCUUAGAGAAUUAUCACAGUGGUUAUGCUACUACUUUGCUUCAUGGCAUGCUAUAUUAAACAAACAGUCCUAUAGAAAAUGCUCGUUUUUGUGUAUUGUCUCUGCCGUCUAAGGGAAAUAGCACAGUAGUGUUACUUCUUUUUCCCAAGCCCAAAUCAGUGCCUGCUGUUUCAGCUUCCUACCUGUUUUACUUCUGUGAAUCCAGUUACGCCUUUAUCUUUGGAUUUUGGAAUCAGGUUGCUUUUAAUUUCCAUGGCACAGUUCCAACUUCUGGUUCUGUGCUUCAAAGUUCUUGUAAUAAAUAAUACAGUGUGAAAAGAACACCUGCCAACAAGAAGUAUGUCUGAUUUGCUUUAGCUACACAUACAAAGCAAAAAUUACUUUCUGAACACAGUGUUUGAGUUGGGCAGUUGUAUACUUCAAAUAAAUAAAA
Molecule: messenger RNA, 1492 nt
Organism: Candoia aspera
Lineage: Eukaryota; Metazoa; Chordata; Lepidosauria; Squamata; Candoiidae
Gene: MED28
Product: mediator complex subunit 28
Exons: 4
Coding region: 25-585 (186 amino acids)
Cellular component (GO): mediator complex
Source: RefSeq, a predicted model, not a curated record